Pistacia vera is the source of this 597-nucleotide messenger RNA. Its product is annotated as protein HYPER-SENSITIVITY-RELATED 4-like. Bases 1 to 597 code for a protein of 198 amino acids. Lineage: Eukaryota; Viridiplantae; Streptophyta; Magnoliopsida; Sapindales; Anacardiaceae. The record is from RefSeq and is a predicted model, not a curated record. The transcript is spliced from 2 exons.
AUGGCGACACCUUCAUUUGAAAAUAAACUGGCCACAGCGAAGACAAUCUUAACUACUGCAGCUUCUGUUGCUGGUACAGUCAUGCUAGCUCGAUCACUGUUCCAAGAUUUCUUGCCCAAUGAUAUCCAACACUACUUAUUUUCCCGCUUUUGCAAAAUGUUCAACACUCGCUUCUCCCAUAUCACCAUAGUCAUUGACGAACUGGAUGGGUUAGCUAAAAACCAAAUCUACGAGGCUGCCAGUAUAUACUUGGGCUCCAAACUCGCUCCUUCAGCUAGCAGACUCAAACUGAGCAAGCCUGAGAAAGAACACAAUAUUAAACUGACCACGGAAAGCCAUGAAGAAAUGGUCGAUAUGUUUAAUGGAGUUAAACUGAAGAGGGUUUUAGUUUGUAAAGAAUUUGAACCCUGGAGGUUGAAUAACUCUCGUGAUAUGACCCUCGGUACUCGAUCAGAGGCAAGGGCUUUGGAGCUUACUUUCCUGAACCUCGAUCAUCCUGCAACAUUUGAUACAAUUGCCAUGGACCCAGUGGAGAAGGACAACAUGUUGAAGGAUCUUCAAAGGUUUGUGGAGAGGAAAGAUUACUAUAGAAAGUAG